GCAACGAAAGAUAACGAAAAUGGAGGUGGAGAAUAGUAAAAAGUCGUCGGUAUCGGAUGUUGGGGCUUGGGGGAUGAACAUUGUCAGCUCUGUGGGACUUAUCAUGACCAACAAACAGCUCAUGUCUCCUAGUGGCUUUGGUUUUGGAUUUGCCACAACUUUAACUGGGUUCCAUUUCACUGUGACUGCAUUGGUGGGUUUGGUGUCAAAUGCUGCUGGUUAUUCUGCAUCAAAGCAUGUUCCCUUUUGGGAGCUUCUUUGGUUCUCAAUUGUUGCUAACAUGUCAAUCACUGGGAUGAACUUCAGCCUCAUGCUCAACUCUGUUGGAUUUUAUCAGAUUUCGAAGCUGAGCAUGAUUCCUGUGGUUUGUGUGAUGGAGUGGAUUCUUCACAGCAAACAUUAUUCAAAAGAAGUGAAGAUGGCUGUGGUGGUGGUGGUUGUUGGUGUUGGUGUGUGCACAGUGACUGAUGUUAAGGUUAAUGCCAAGGGAUUCAUCUGUGCCUGUGUGGCUGUCUUGUCCACAUCCUUACAGCAGAUUUCAAUUGGUUCACUACAGAAGAAGUACUCAAUAGGCUCUUUUGAACUGCUCAGCAAGACAGCUCCAAUACAAGCAAUCUCCCUGGUUCUGGCUGGCCCUUUCAUAGACUACAGUCUCAAUGACAAAUUUUUAUUCAACUACAACUUAUCUUAUGGUGCACUUUUCUUCAUCCUGCUCUCAUGCUCCCUAGCAGUCUUCUGCAAUGUAAGCCAGUACCUCUGCAUCGGCCGCUUCUCAGCGGUGUCUUUCCAGGUUUUAGGCCACAUGAAAACUGUCUGUGUCCUGAUGCUGGGGUGGCUACUCUUUGAUUCAGAGCUCACACUGAAAAAUAUACUGGGAAUGAGUGUGGCUGUUGUUGGCAUGGUGGUGUAUAGUUGGGCAGUGGAGGUUGAGAAGAAGAAAGUUAUUGAUUCCAAGGCCAUUUCCCAUGUCAAAAACAUUGUUUCUGAAGAGAAUAUGCAAUUGUUAAAGCAAAGUUCUGGUAUUGAAUCUCAGGUUAAAGAUGUUGAGCUUGGCAAGUUGAGAGGAUAAGUGUAGCUUUGACACUUUUUUUUUUUGGUUUUUAUAAAUUUUUGGUUAUAUUUUUACAUUGCGUAGAAAGAUUUAAGAUGGAUAUA
This is a messenger RNA of Pistacia vera, 1155 nucleotides long. Its product is annotated as UDP-rhamnose/UDP-galactose transporter 1-like. Bases 20 to 1069 code for a protein of 349 amino acids. Lineage: Eukaryota; Viridiplantae; Streptophyta; Magnoliopsida; Sapindales; Anacardiaceae. The transcript is spliced from 5 exons. Gene Ontology annotation, molecular function: antiporter activity; UDP-galactose transmembrane transporter activity. Gene Ontology annotation, cellular component: Golgi apparatus. The record is from RefSeq and is a predicted model, not a curated record.